CUCUCUCUCUCUCAAAUUCAACCUGCAUUUUGCAAAUCCAAGAAAAAUCCAAUCUUUACACUUUUUCGGGAUCUGGGUCACCUUAUUUACCCUGAAAAACGAAGAAAGAGAGUACCUUUCACAGUUUCACACGUACAAAAAUUCUAGUUGAAGUCAAAAAAGUGCUUUCAAUCAUUGAAUUUUUAUAGUAAAAUUCUGAGUCUUUGACCCGAGACUUGAAAUGGGUAUCUGAUACCUGAUUUUGGGUCUUCUUAAUUUUUGCUAAAACAUACAGUCACACACUUUUUAGAAGACACACACCCAGUACUUCAAUGAUUGUGUUACAGUCAUCUUGAAAAUUGAAAUGGGUAUCUCUAUCUUGUUUCUAAUUUGAGCAUUCUUCAAAUUUUUAAAUCCUUUUUUUCUUCUAAAAGCUUCACAGUAGGAAGGGGAAUAUAUGGCUUAUUUAGCAGCAGAGCAUGCUCAUGUUCUUUUGAAGGUGGUGUUGAUUUGCUCAUUUUGUAGUUUGUUUUGGUGCGUAGUUGGACCAUAUCUCUUUAAGGAGAAUUCAACUGUUGAUACUUCUUCAUGUCCUCCAUGCCGCGUUUGUGAUUGCUCUUUAGACAAUUUCCACUCCAUAUCUUUAGAUGUUCUCAACAGCUCAUUUUCAGACUGUGAUAAAAAUAAUCCCGAGAUGGAUAAGGAAUUGAAGAAGGAUUUAGUAGAUUUACUGUCAGAGGAGCUAAAUUUACAGAAAGAUGUUGCUAAUGAAAGUAUUGCACACACCAAGGUUUUAAUACUUGAUGCUACAAAAACCUUGUCACACUAUCAAAAGGAGGCAGAAAAGUGCAAUGUUGGAAUGGAAACUUGUGAAGAAGGAAGGGAAAAGGCUGAAAGAGAACUCAUAGAGGAGCGCAAGCUUUCUGCAUUGUGGGAGAAACGAGCUCGUAAACAUGGCUGGAAUGACAGUAGAAAAGUGCAAUGCUGGAAUUGAAACUUGCGAAGAAGGGAAAGGGCUGAAAGAGAACUAAUAGAGGAGCACAAGCUUUCUGCAUUGUGGGAGAAACGAGCUCGUUACCAUGGGUGGAAAGGCAACAGAAUAAUACGUUCAUGAUUUUGGUUAUCGUAUUAUUCUUUCUAAUGUUGAUGUUAGGCUUUUUGAUUGUGACAUAUUAUGUUUAUGGUUAGGCUUUUAAUUUUGAUAUAGCUUGUACACUAAUCCUCAGAGGUCUUCUUGUGAAUAUAGGUACGCUUGACAGAAUUUACUUUU
Molecule: messenger RNA, 1249 nt
Organism: Quercus lobata
Lineage: Eukaryota; Viridiplantae; Streptophyta; Magnoliopsida; Fagales; Fagaceae
Exons: 3
Coding region: 437-973 (178 amino acids)
Source: RefSeq, a predicted model, not a curated record